CCCAACUAAAACACCAACAGACCAGCCCUACUUAUUUAUCUACCUUAAACAUUACACAACACAAACUCACUUGUGUUCCUCAAACCCUAAAGCACAAGCCGCCGUUUGCAACAACAGCAGAACACAACAACAUGACGUUCAAGCGUAGGAAUGGUGGUCGGAACAAGCACGGCCGUGGCCACGUCAAUCCCAUUCGCUGCUCUAACUGCGGCAAAUGCUGCCCUAAGGACAAGGCAAUUAAGAGGUUUCUUGUGAGGAACAUAGUGGAGCAAGCUGCUGUCAGGGAUGUGCAAGAGGCCUGUGCUUUUGAGACCUAUACACUUCCCAAGCUGUAUCUGAAGAUGCAGUACUGUGUUUCAUGCGCAAUCCACUCCAAAGUGGUCAGGGUCCGUUCCCGUACUGAUAGGAGGAACCGUGAGCCUCCAAAGAGAUUUACUCGCCCAAGAGAUGAUCUUCCAAAGCCCGGACAGGCACCAAGGGCCCCUGGAGCACCCGCCCCACCUAGAGUUUAAAUCAUCUCCUACAAGCUUUUCCAAGAGUUUUUAUCUCUUGGAAUUCACUUUGCUGAAUCUCUACUGUCUUUCCUAUGUCAAAUUCUAGACCUUUUGAAAUUUUAUUAUAAUUUGGCUGUCAUACUGGCGUAUUUGAAAACAUGGACUUCUGAUUACUGAAUUAUAUUUUUGUCAAUGUCAGCGACAAUUUUGUGCA
Messenger RNA from Daucus carota subsp. sativus, 708 nucleotides. Its product is annotated as small ribosomal subunit protein eS26y. The transcript has 5 exons. Gene Ontology annotation, cellular component: ribosome; cytosolic small ribosomal subunit. Gene Ontology annotation, molecular function: mRNA binding; structural constituent of ribosome. Gene Ontology annotation, biological process: translation. Bases 132 to 512 code for a protein of 126 amino acids. Lineage: Eukaryota; Viridiplantae; Streptophyta; Magnoliopsida; Apiales; Apiaceae. The record is from RefSeq and is a predicted model, not a curated record.